CUGGGUAUGGUUUGUAUCUGCUGUACAGAUUGCUAUACCAGCCAUGAUGAUAUCCACAACCCUCCUGUAAACAACAACAUAGAGCCUAACUGCAAAACUCAGGCUAAAAUAUGCAAGUUACUUUCACCUAAAAUGUUCGAUUCAUUUUUUUCAGUUCUCCAUAAAUUAAAUAAAAAGAAUAUUGUUGUUAUUAUUCGCUGAUGGAGUUUAUACAGACAGUAAUUUGGGCUGAUCACACCUUGCAGGGCAAUCUGACCAGAAUCUGUUGGUUCUGAAUGGAUUGUGCUCGCUGGUCCCACACUGGAUACAAACAGUCACAUUGUUUAUUUGUGUUCCUCCAGGAAUGUUACAAUGUAUCAGCGGGUGGAUCCAUCGCCUCGUGUCUCACUGUUACCACUCCUACAGGAACUACAUCUCCCAUGGACCUGCAGAAGCCCCCUCCUCCUCCUGCUUGUCAGGACCAGGAGAUCAGCAGUUCCCAGCCAUUGACUUGUAAAGACAAGGAUAAAGGAGGAGAUCUAGACACAGCUGCCUGGCACCAUCAGGAGGGAGGGUGAGAGAGACCCAGGCAUGCACCCAAUCCAUCCAUGAUGAGGGAGGUGGCAGUGGGAGACACUGGGGCCUGGAACAUGACAGCAUCCAGCUUGGACCUCCUCCCUGCAGACCUCUAGAUCAGAGCAUCCUUAUCUCCCCUGGGGGAGGAAGGAGACACACAGGGUCUGUGUGAGAUACACUGAACUGGCAUGGGAAAGAAUUGGGAUUGACACAGGUCCCAAAGAAGAGGUGUCUCCCCUGGGGCUCCUCAGUGAGAGGAGGAGGAGCAGGUUGGCAAGAUGGAGCUUGGAGCCUCUGCCAGUGCAAGCAGCAUUUUUCUAGUGCUGCUCCCCUGGUUACUGUCAAUUGCUGGGCAGGUGGCCAUCAAGGUACCUUUGAAGAAUGGAGCAGGUCCUAAUGGAGCCCAGGGCAGCAGAGUCCGGAGAUCAACAGAAGAGUCUGGACAGGACAGCAACUUCCUGAACAUGAGAGAUAACCUGAGGGGGAAGUCUGGCCAGGGAUAUUAUGUUGAAAUGAGGGUGGGUACCCCUCCUCAGAAGGUAGGUGACACCUUUACAUCCACCCAUCUCCCUUGAUCCAUGAAACAGACAGAAGAUAUAAUUAGAUGGGGGAUAUUAAACGUGGGUUUGCUGGUACCCUGAUCCAAACACAUAAUACAGGGAAGGUAAAUAGGGAGCAGGCAGGGUUUUACUGUCUGACUCUACACCUAGUGAAUGGCCAUCCUCCUCCCAGCCUUUGUUAUGGUAGGACAGCAAAUCCUACUAUACAUUGGCACUGGCUGGCUGCUAAUGAUGGGAGUUGCACUUUCAACAUGUGGGAUGCCUCAGGCUGAUACACAGUGUUUAAUUUGUGUGAAGCUGCUCUCAGAUUUAGUUAGCAAUGCAUGCCCACACUAGGGUUUAUAUAUAAACAGAUAAUACUCCAAUAGUGACAGUCUUUCCCAAUGAGCUGUUUGCUACAAACGUUAAAAGGCACUUAUUUACAGACCUGGUCCAAAUGUAAUUUGGAAUUUCUGACAUUUGACACAUCAGUGACUAGCCCUGCCUACCAGGAACUGUGAAGAACUGAUAAGGGUUUCGUACAUUUUAAACCAGAUUAGUUGAGGUGAAAAAAAUUGUAAAUUGAAAUACAUUUCUUAUUUCGCUAUUUUAAACAGAAAAAAAGAAUUCUCUUAUCAGUGUUCCUUAAAGGGUUCCUCCAAGCAUCAUGGCUACUAACCCCGGCUGUAGUGGUUAUGGUGUGAGAAAUACCCUGGACCCAUUUCCUGGGUCACACAGGGCAUCGAUGGCCUCCUCCAGUCAUGAUUUUUGGCUUCUGCAGAACUGCAGUCGAUCUUGCCUGCCACUCUUUGGCUGAGAGUAUCAGCUGACCGCUCUCGGUCAAUAAAUGCAAUUCUGACUUGCACAGACUCUAUAAACACUUAUGUAAAGGGGGACUUAAAGGGACACUAUAGUCACCUGAACAACUUUAGCUUAAUGAAGCAGUUUUGGUGUAUAGAACAUGCCCUGCAGCCUCACUGCUCAAUCCUCUGCCAUUUAGGAGUUAAAUCCCUUUGUUUAUGAACCCUAGUCACACCUCCCUGCAUGUGACUUGCACGGCCUUCCAUAAGCACUUCCUGUAAAGAGAGCCUUAUUUAGGCUUUCUUUAUUGCAAGUUCUGUUUAAUUAAGAUUUUCUUAUCCCCUGCCAUGUUAAUAGCUUGCUAGACCCUGCAAGAGCCUCCUGUAUGUGAUUAAAUUUCAAGUUAGAGAUUGAGAUACAAUUAUUUAAGGUAAAUUACAUCUGUAGCCAGGGGAGGUGUGGCUAGGGCUGCAUAAACAGAAACAAAGAGAUUUAACUCCUAAAUGACAGUGAAUUGAGCAGUGAAAUUGCAGGGGAAUGAUCUGUACACUAAAACUGCUUUAUUUAGCUAAAGUAAUUUAGGUGACUAUAGUGUUCCUUUAAUGCUUAAACUGUCUUUGUUCCACAGGCACAGUUUAAUUUAGAAUUUAUUUAGAAUGUCUUGCUCUCUUAAUAAGCUGUUAGAGCCUGCAGUAGCCUCCUGUGUGUCAUUAGAGUUCAAUUAACAGAGCAGGAGAUACAAACUCCUAAAUUAAACACACUGUGCUGUACGAUCUGAUUGAAACCAUUCUUUCAAGGAGGCCGUGUGAGUCACAGCCAUCAGAGGUGUAGAUAAGGCUGUGUAGACAGAAACAAAAGUAAUUUAACUGCUAAAUGGCAGAGAUUUGAGCAGUGAGAUUACAGGGACAUGAUCGAUACACCAUUUAAUUAUGCUAAAGUUGUAUUGUUGCUUGGAGUAUCCAUUUAAUUACCACCUUAUAUUUGUAGGGUGCACAAUGUUCUUCUGUUGUGGGGCUUGAUUGUUAAAUAGAUUUAAAGAGAGAAGGGGACCUAGGCCUUCCCAUAAAUUAUUUUACUUCUAAUAUUGUGAAUCUAACAGUUAAAUUGUGUGAUGGUAACAUAUGCAAUGUUUUAUUUAGUCUUACAAUUAAUUUAUUCAAUGCUUAUAAAAUGUAAAUAAUGUAGUAUACUUCUUUCUCUUUUCCUCUCAAUAACAAUAUUUAACACACGAAAAAGGAAUAUGCACAGAAUUGACAUUAGACAGUCUGGAACUCUAGCUCCGGGUUGGUUAAUGACACCCGUACGACAUUGCGCGAGGUGGAAUUAUGCCUCCGGAAGCAGAGAAGUUAAACCCUUUAUGUACAGUGUUUGAAAGCAAAAUUCUGCACACUCCAGGCACUAUAAUCACUGCAAAUCACUGAAAUGGUCAUGGUACUUCAAAUAACGCUUUAAUCAUACAGUGUCUGUUUAGUAACAAAUACAGGUUUUCUGCUACAGUUACAGUAUCAUAGUAUUUAUCAUCAUAACAUUAUCAUAAUAUUUAUACCAAGUUAUAAUAAACUGGAAAAAGUUAAAAACGGCCAAGUUGUGACCUUAGCCUAGUUGCAGAAAAGUCCACACUUUUUGACUAAAUUUUGCAAUUCAGUUUUCAAUUUUCUACAAUUUACAGGGUUAUUCAAAAAUGUGAGCUUUCAAAGUGAAUUUCAAAUUUAAGACCAAAGUGGUCAAACUGUAAGCAUGCCUUAAGUAAUACAGAGUGAUAUUAUGUAUUCAGGCGCUUGAAAGGGUGGAAAAGAUUAUAUAAGCUGCUACCACCAAUGUGUAAUCCUCUCACAGCUUAACACAAGAAUAUGAAAUGUAGUGAUAGACUGUGUGGUGGGAAACCAACACCAGUCAGUAGGUGGAGUGCUCAGAAGUUACAAGUAAAUGACUCACCUCCCCCCUCUCUUGGGUUUAUUUGUGAUAACCUAGAGGUGGGGAUUGAGAUAGAGAAUACAAUCGUGUGAUACGUUAAAUAACAGUGGAGUGGUAAUAAAGAUAUAUAGACCCACUCACAUGGUACUGAGCCUCAGCAGGACAGGCUCAGAUCACUUGGGCAGGCGUGUUUUUCGGGUAACACGAAACCAACAGUUGAUGAAAAUCGUACUGUUCCUUUAAAGAUAAAGAAAACCAAAUAUGGUGUAGUAUAUAGAUGAAUUGCAAUUUAAGUGGUGGAGGACACAGAAUUGUUCACCUGGUUCAGAGCAUGUAACCCUGGCUCUGAGUAUAAUGAUGUAUGUGCCAAUAAGGGGGCACAAAACCCUAUAGAUGGGUAUCAGGAACACUACUUACGUCCACAGGCAGAAGUUGGAAAAAUAACAUUUAUUUGAAAUAUAAAAACACUAAUACAAAAUAAAUGACUGUAUUAAAACAGUAAUUCAAGUAAGUCCUUAAUCCUCCUGGACGUCCGAGACGCGUUUCGCCGGUGGGCUUUGUCAGUCGGUGUGUGUUCCUGUGCUCCCGCUCUCCUUUUGUAUCUGAAAGGAUCUCCAUGAUUGCGGAUUGAUCGCGGCUGUAUUCUGCUUUCAUCAUCAUUCAGUGCGGUCCCAUUUUUCAUGUUCAUAUGUGGAUAAAUCAAUAGUCGCCAUAUUGUUUAAGGGCGAAACAGUCUGUAUGUAUAUACAAAUCGUCUCUCAUAUAGAGUGAUGAUUAGAAAACAGAGAUAAACCAUAGGAAAGUGCAGUUAGUGUCUUAUUAAUAAUCACUUACAACGGAACAUUUAAUAUAUCCAUUUUGUAUAAAAUAAAAUACAGUUCAAAAAGGAAUAUAUCUUCCAAAUGGUUUUUAAAUAAAAUGUAUACACAUUCUGAGGUGAAACAGUGUCUACAUUUGGAAUGUAUACUUGAACCCUUUAAAUGAUAAGCGUGUGUCCUUGUAGCAAUGAUUUGUAUAUCAACAUUAAACUUUUUGAAAUUGAUUAGAGUAAAUAAAUUAAAUUAAUUUGUAUCGUUUGAGUAUAUGAAUAAUAUUGUGAAUUAUUUAUCAGAUUAAUGAACAUCCUAUAGAUAUCUUGUAGGUGUGGGUUAGAGAAAGUAGAUUUAGAUCAAAUUCGAUCAAAAUUAAAUUUGACCAUCUUAAUGUUAAUGACAUUACAAUUUUUAUAGGGUUAAUCAACAUCAUAUAAAUAUCGAUAAGAUUAUUGAUUGCAUAUUUCAAGUAACGGGUUGUUUUUAAUGUAGCAUAAUUAAUUUAGAUAGUAUAUAAGUAUUCCCAUAUUUAAAAUAGGAAUCAUCCCCAUGUUUUAAAGGAGUAUGUAGAUACAUAUUUUGUAUAGUGUUAUAAACCCUGGUGGAAAAUAAAGUAUAAUCCUUAAUUUCAGAGCAUUAGUAUAUUAUUUAGACAAUGAAAAAAGAAAGUAUAUAUGCUCCACCAUAUCAGAUUCGAGCUAUAUAUUUGUGACGUAGUGCAAGAGUAACUUUAGAUAGAGUUUUCUUGUUUACCCCACACAUAGGGAUUCAUAUAUUGUAAUAUUGUGUUGAGAAGAGAAUGUAAAAUAGAGUCCUUGAUUUAAAGUAUAAACUAUUUAGACCAUAAAUAGUAAAGGUGAGUGGAAAAUCAUAAGGGUAAUUUUCUAGGGGGGGUUUGGGCGAGACGGUACUUUAUCAUAAAAAAUGACAUAGUUCGAAAUCACUAUUUAAUCGAUGAGGUAGCAUGGUGUUUAGAUUAAAGAUCCACCUCAUUUCCAUUUCUAUAUGUUUAGGUCUUCUCCCCUCCAAUUAGGAGUGUAGGAGUGAUUUUCUGUAUCCCCAUAAAUUGAAUAUUUGCAGGAUCUUUACUAUGAGUUUUAGAAAAUGUAGGGAAAGACUGUGUUUAUCAAGUCCAUUACAGAUGUUCCUAAUAUGUUCUUGAACACGUAUAUGAAGAGGGCGUAUAGUGCGUCCCACGUAUAGAAGACCACAUGGACACAUAAUAGUGUAUAUCACUUAUUUUGAAUGGCAUGUAAUUAGUUCAUUGAUUUUGAAAUUUUGUUUUAGAUUUUUUGGGUGUGGGAAUGAUGCAAUGUGCCUCUUAUUGUGGGUGUUUCUGCAGGCUCCACAACUCCCACAACCAAAAACCUUUAGUCUCAUUUAAAAAGUGUGUAUUCUCCUUUGUUUUUAUGUGGUUACGUACUAGAGUUCUAUUGAGGUUUGGAACUCCUCUAUAUACCACGACUGGUCUAUCUGGAAGUAUGGGAUUUAAUAUAUCGUCAUUUUUAAGGAUAGGCCAGUGUUUAUUAAGAAUUCUUCUGACUUGUUUGUUUUUACAAUUGAAGUUGAAUAUGAGUGUUGGCUCCUUAGUAUUAGUAUUUUUAUUGUAUCUUAAUAUGUUAACAAGGAAGAUCUAUCCCUUAAUUUGACUUCUUCAAACACUUCAUUCAAUAAUUGGUCCUUAUAUCCCUUCUCCCUGAAAUUCUGUAUGAUGGUAGAUGCUUGGUUCUGAAAUAUGUGUUCAUCUGUGCAGUUGUGUUUAAUCCUGAGUAAUUGUGCCUUUGGGGCAUUGAGGAGCCAAGGUUAGAAGUGGCAGCUAUUUUCCUGUAUAUAGCUAUUAACAUCUGUUAUUAAAAAAAAAAUUAUUAGUUUUCUAUAUUUCAUCUUCUACAUAUACAUAUGUAGGUCAAGAAAGUUGACCUAGGUUUUACUAAAGUUGGUGGUUAGCUUGAUUUCCCAGUCGUUAGACUCAAUGUGGGUUAGAAAAGUUAAAAGUGAUUCCUCAUCGCCCCUCCAGAUGAGGAACAAGUCAUCGAUGUAUCUGCAAUAGGUCACGAGGUUUGCCCCCCAUCUGCCAUCUCCAUAGAUGAACUGUUGUUCCCAAUGGGACAUAAAGAGAUUAGCAUAAUUGGGGGCAAACCUCGUGCCCAUCGCAUUACCACAUACUUCAAGAUAGAAAUUACCACCGAACCAGAAAGAGUUGUUUCGAAGUAUCCAGUCUAUUCCCUCGAUGAUAAAAUGUAUUUGUUCUGGAUGAAAUUUGUUGGAUUGUUCCAAGAAUACUCUAGCCGCUAAACAGCCUCUAUCAUGAGAAAUUAUGGUGUAAAGAGAGGUAACAUCUGAUGUUACCAAAUAUAAAUUAUCUUCCCAUUUGAUAUUUGUGAGGACUUUCUUUUAGAAAACUGGGGCAUUGUUGUACAAUAGCUUGUAAGUUCCUAUCUAUGUAUUGAGAUGGUCGACUCGAUAUUGACCCGAUCCCAGAUAUUAUGUAAGCAUGCCUGACUCCGAGAAUUCUUCAGUUCGACUAAAUGGCGAGGAAUUAAAUUCGAAUUUUAAAUUUUAGAUUAAAAUAGCUGAAUUGAAAAUAUAACUGGCUUCUGUUAUAAUAACCUGAAAUUUAAAUUCACAUGUGAUUUCACAGCAAUUGUCACUAUGGUGAAUAAAUGUUUGUUUUUUUACCUACACAUGACUCCUCUAUUACUGCACAGAUAAUUUAUGGAACACUCGUAUUUAAAUAUAUGGUAUUUUAGUGUGUUACUUUUUUCUUUAGAUUUGGGGCCCCAUGCCCCCUUGUUAUAAAAAAAUAAAUAAAAAAAGUUAACCCUCCCUCCCCCCCCAAAAAAGAAAAUCUCAUUGCAGCAGUCACCAUUGAUGAUGUUUGGCCAAUCUUAUAAAGAAGCACUGGCGAUUAAAUGGAUACUAUAGUACCAGGAAUACAAAGCUGUAUUCCUGGCACUAUAUCUCACUCUGCCUCCCUUGCAGGUGAAUAAAGGGUUAGAAACCCUUUAUUUACUUACCUUACCCCAGCGCAGUUGUCACUCUGCGCUGGGCCAAAGUGCCUGUGACGAGCAAGCUCUAGUGUGCAUGCAUGGUAAAUGCCAUGCGCGCAUUAGACCUCCCCAUAGAAAAGCAUUCAAUCUGACGCUGGGAGUCCUCAUGUAGAGCGUGAGCAUGACCAGCAUUAGGUUCCAGACCAAAGGUCCGUUUGGAUCCAGGAAGCCCACUAGUGGCUAUCUGGUAGGCAGCCACUAGAGGCAGAUUUAGAGCUGCAAUGUAAGUUUUUUACUUUUCUGCACUAAGGGCAAUAGGGAUACUGCACCCAGACCACUUCAAUUAGUUGAAGUGGUCUGGGUGCCUAUAGUGUCCCUUUCACCCGUUAAGGACACAUGAGAUGUGUGACAUGUCAUGAUUCCCUUUUAUUCCAGGAAGUUUGGUCCUUAAGGGGUUAAGGGCGUAUGCACGGCAGUUGCCCCACUCUUCCCGUCCAAUGCUUUUCAUAAGAAACAUUCAAGCUUCUCUGUGACAUUUAAAACCGAAGCUGUUAAGAAGGAAGGGACUCUAGUGGCUGUCUGCCUGAUAUUCACAAGAGACUUGUUCUCAGACAAAUGUAAACGUCAUUGCUUCUCAGUAAAAGUAAUGGUUUUCAUUGUCAAAUUAAAGGAACUACAGCUAUGCACCAAAACCACAACAUUAAGAUGUAGUAGUUUUGCUUCGUAGAGUAUCUCUUUAAUUGCUUAUAAAGCUGUAUUUUAUAUGCAAAGCUUCCACUUACAUUCUGAAUCUCCACACGUACCUUCCUGUUACACAAAAAGCUUUCACAUAUAAUUGACACACAAUGUACCCAUAUCAAUUACACACUGAAACUUUCCUUACACUCUGUCUAUAGCAGGGGUAGUCAACCUUUUUCUACCUACCGCCCACUAAUGCAUCUUUCUUGAUGGAAACAUUUCCUUACCGCCCACCAGUUUUCGUGCGGAAUAUUUUUUAGAAAGGAGGGUGUUUUUGAAAAUAAAAUAAAUGUACGUACAUUUAUCUUUUUAUUUCUACUUUAUCCAUGUUUAUAAUGUUUUUAACUUUAUAAAGUUUAAUGAGAAAACAAUAAAGUAAAUUGAAAUUACCUUUACUAGUGAUUAAUGAGGUCCUUGAGGUUGAUGCUGCGAGACUAAAUAUUAUCUGGUUCGAUUUUCGUAAGGUGGAUGAGGGGCUGUGAGGUGGGUAGGUGUUCUGUAAGCUGGGUAGGGGGGCUGUAUGGUGGGUAGGGAUUCUGUAUGGUGGGGAGGGGGACUGUGAGUUGGUAUGGGGGCUGUGAGGUGGGUAGAGGGGAUGUGAGGUGGGUACGGGGACUGUGAGGUGGGUACGGGGGCUGUGAGGUGAGUACGGGGGCUGUAUAGUAGGUAGGGGGACUGCGAGGUGGAUAGGGGGACUGUGAGGUGGAUAGGGAGACUGUAUAGUGGGUAGGGGGACUGUAAGGUGAAUAAGGGGCUGUAUAGUGGGUAGGGGGCAGUAUAGUGGGUAGGGGAGCUGUAUAGUGGGAUGGGGGGGCUCAAUAAUGGGUAGGGGGCUGUAUAGUGGGUGGGGACUGUGAGGUGAAUAGGGGGCUGUAUAGUGGUUAGGGGGCUGUGGGGGUGGGUAGGGGAAUAGGGGGGCUCUAUAGUGGGUAGGGGGGCUGUGAAGUGGGUAGGGGGGCUGUAUAGUGGGUAGGGGGCAUUUGAAUGGUGGAAAGGGGGUUGUAAAAAGGUAAAUACCUUUUAGUUUCCUCUUGGUCCGGUGGCAGCUCUCCAGAAACGUGUGUGGGACGGGGCUUGUUUACAGGAGGCAGAGCUUCUGUUAGGAGGCAGGGCAUGCGGCCGAAAUUAUUUUAGAGUGUGCAGGGAGACUGAGUGGUCUCCCUGUGGCCGCUGGCAGCCACACCAUCCCCCAGCUCCUCCCUCCCCUCGGACUGACAGGCUGGCAAAGUCCGAGGGGAGGAUUAAUCAUAAUGAUCAUUAGGGCUGUCAGCCCAGCCCCAGCUUGCUGUGUCCGGCCCAGCCACCCACUCUCUCAAACAGAGGAUUUAGCUGCCGAAAUCCCUACCGCCCACUUGGAAUCCUGAAACACCCAUUAGUGGGCAGUAGGGACCAGGUUGACGACCCAUGGUCUAUAGGCAACCAGACCACUUCAUCUCAUUGAGUGCAGUGUCCCUGUCUCCUUAGCACUGCGGCUGAAACCAUUGCAGUUUCAGAAAACCAAAUUUUGGCAGUUCAUUGAAAUUUUGCCAAUAUUUCCGGUUCAGGAUUUCCAAACAGACAAAUGGAAUGCGAUAAUCAUCUCCAAAUCGAUCAAUGGUUAAGAUAAGUAGAUAACUCACUAGUUUGGUACCCUUUUGUGGCAAUGCCAUAUUUAAGGAUACCCGUUUAUGGAGAGAGCUGUGUUUAGUAGAUAGAUCCCGUAUUAUGGCAAUCCUAUAUAAGGGUACUAAAGUAGGGCGCUAUCUAAUAAGAAGUUGAAAGAUCAAGGUUAAGAAAAGCAAUGUGAUAUUUAUUUCCUGAUAUAUGACUUGCAAGUUAUUGACUAGCUGAAUAAAAUUUUUUUAAAAAUUCAGAUAGGUUUGCUUUAAUUAAAAAAAAAAAUAACAAAAAAUUGCUUUUAAUCUGCUUUAAUUUAAAAAAAAUAGCUGCAAACUGGGUAUGUUUAUGUUACUCACGAAUAUGGAUUGUCGGAAUUUAUCAGCGCAGUACUAUGUAAUCGAUAACCUGAUCUGGAUUUGUAUUCUCUUUUCUACUAAUUGGGGGAAGGGGAUACUGGAAGAUUUGUGCUAGAAUGCUACGUGACCGCAGCAAAACAUCCCACGAAGGUCAUCAGUCAGUGCGAGUCUGCAGUCUGCAGCCUGUGUACAAUUCCUUGUAUUCUGAUGGUAACAACCUGCCUAUACUCCAAUUAUGUAAGGAAGGAAACUUUCACUUUAGGGGGUGGGUCUGGAGUUCUGACCAGAGGCAGGGUAAUUCCCGUUAUGACUUAUUAAUAACCGUUUAUAAAACAGAAGACGUCAGCUAGAACAAGACCUUAGACUAAUUUGCAAACACAUUUUAUAGUUUAAUUACACAUUAAUAUAUUGAAAUAAACCAACCUUGGAAUAGAGGCGUCUGAUUCCACACUGACUGCUCCUUAAAAUUGUAGUGUUAGAUCUUUUUGCAAACUAAGGUGGCGAGGUUUGCCAACUCCUGACAGCUUGGCUCCAGACGGUUUCAUAUUUUAAUACCUGUGUAAUGAUUAUUUGCGUAUUACCAGAAAGGAAAAGAGAGACUCCUAAAUAGGAGCAAUCGGGAUGUUUGUUCCUGUAUUUCUGCACAUUAAAUGGGAAGUUUAGCCACCAUAACCACUACAUGCUGAUGUAGUGGUUAUGGUUCCAAUAGGCUGCAGUCAGCGUUCAUCAUUUCUUGGACAAACUAUUUUUUCGAGUUGUUGGAUCAAAGCUGUGGUUUCCCAAGGCACCCGCCACCUUCCCAACAGAAUCAAUUUAAUAUAUAAAUAUAUUUACUUUAUUAAUCGCUCGCUGUUUUCAAUGCAGCUAUUUUGUUCUGAAAUUUCAAAUUUCAAAUCUUAAGUGAAUAACCCUGUGAAUAAACGUUUAAACGUCUCUCUUUAAUGUGAUAAAUCACGUCUAUAGAAAUGAUCAAUAUAUAUUUCAUACAAAAUGUUUAUAUAUUGAAAUAUACGUUGUAUAGUCAGUUAUGAAUAAUAUUUCAACAUUGUUAUAUUGUGCUAGAAGUCUUUCAAUAAAAAGUUAUUUAAAAUUAAAAUUGAAAAGAAACAUGAUUAUUCACUAAACUUCAAAUUGUUGGGGAUAACAAACUGUGGGUAGAAAUAAUCCAAUAUUAUUACACACACUGCAGGUCACAAUUAAAGGGAAACUAUUGGCUAGGAAUACAAGAUUAUAGUGCCAUCCUUGCUCAUGUGAACCCCAUACCCCCUCUGGAGCGCAUAACCCUUUUGUCACUUACCCGAAUCCAGCCCCUAAAGCACAUGCGUGGCUGGUAGACAGCCACUAGAGGUGGAGUUACCCGGCAAUGUAAUUACAGUUGCAGGGUUAAACUGACAGGGUAACUGCACCCAGACCACUUCAAUGAGAUAAAGUGGUCUGGGUGCCUAUAGUGUCCCUUUAAGAGAUCUGUAUCACAGCCACAGAAAAGUUGUCCAUUGACACCCAAAUACCUUUUAAGACAAUGAUUUAAUUCAAUUUACGACUUCAUAAAACUUAAAACACUUUAACGAAGACAGUAAGUAAAUAGAUUUUGUUGAUUCUGCCAAGCUAUAAAAUCUAGUAUGUGCUAACUCAAACAAUAGAGUGACUUCCAUCUGGUGAAUAAGAAGAAUAAAAAUCUCUUGUUAGAGACAUAAAAAUAGUGCUCGGUAUUGAAUGGUCUCACUCAAAUUAAGUUUGAAUGGUCUAUAGCUGCACCAUUAUAGUUGUGUCAAAAUGUUGCAAUUUGAAUUUGAUUUCACUACAAUUUGGAGUAUAGAGAAUAAACCCCAAACAGAGAACAAUUGUGUUUUUGAUUAUUUUUCUCAAUGCUAAUUUAUCUUUUUUACAGCUCAAUAUCUUGGUAGACACUGGUAGCAGUAACUUUGCAGUUGGCGCUGCCCCUCACCCUUUCCUAAAGCGAUAUUACCAUCGACAAAGGUAAGUGAAAAAUCUCAGAAUGCGUUGCACACAAAAAGCGAAACGCGUCAUACUGUAUUUGUUUGCUGGGCAGUUGACAAGCUGAAGUUUUUUUAGGAAUUUUGAGUGUUCCCUGCCUGCACUUGAUGUUAUGAGAAGGAGAAGGAAAGUUUGGAAAACGUGUUUCCUCCUGGUUAGUAAACGGUCCACGAGACGCUCAUUUCCAUUUAAUAAUCUCUAAUCCCACAGCAGGAGAACUGACUCAAAGUCUAGAUCCCACCAGGUUGAUACUAGGGUAAGGGCUAUGUUGGAUGGAGGUAAAAAGAAGGAAAAUGAUAUGACGUCUUAAUAGCAGCAAAGGAUAUAGAGUUUUUUUGUUUUGGUGGAGCGCGUUAACGAAGGUGCUUUUACAUGCAAACUUGUGCAAACAUAUACCUAAAUAUUAAUAAUAAAUUAUUGGUUUGAUCAUGUUUUUGGAAUGCACUUUAAUUAUUGACAAUUUAUAUAUGUUUACACUGAUCUGCAUGGAGAAGUACUUUUGCUUUAACAUUUAUGAAUUAUUGAUGUGAUGAAAUCUUUGGACUGCACGCUAUAUGUUGACACACACACACAUAUAUAUAUGUGUAUAUUUUCAAGCGCCUUAUAACACGUGUCAACCCCUGCCCCUUUUUUGCUACACAGGAUAUAGCGUGUUUGUAGCAUGAAAUCUUAUAAGGUUACAUGUGUUUAUGCUGAAUAUGUAUGUGAUGUUAGUCCAAAUGGUAUAAUGAUGAUAAUUUAUUUGAGUAAUGAGCACAUUAGAUGUUGUGGGGUGUAUGGAUGCAGUGAGCUGGUGCGGAGCAUUGCAGAACUUACAGAGAUGAAUGUUGUACAAUGUACAGAGUUUGGAAACUGCAUUGCAAAUAGGAAACAUCAUUUCAACCCUGCUUUCCUUUGGUUGGAGAAGGUGUUUUAACUUGGGAUGGGUGAAUGUAGAGGUGGUAGUAGGAAUGGAUGUAUGGAGGGUUGGAUGGAUGGAGAGAGAGAGGGAGGGAUGGAAGGAUGGAUUGAAAGAUGGAGGGAGGGGAAGGAUGGAGGAAGGGUUGGAUUGAUGGAUGGAUGGCAGAGCGGGUGAAAGGAUGAAGGGAUGAAAGUAUGGAGGGAUUGAAGAAUGGAGGAAUUGUAAGGUUAAGGGAAUGAAGGAAGGGUUGGAUGGAGGAAAGGAUGGAUGGAGAAAUGGUUGGAUUGAAUUGAUGAUGGAACGAAGGAAGUUUGGAUGGAUGGAUGGAUGGAUGAAUGGAGAGGGUGAUGGAGAUAGGGUUGAAUUGAAUAGAUGGAUGGAAGGAUGAAGGGAUGGAAGAAGGUUUGGAUUGAAUAGAUAGAAGGAAGGGUGGAGGAAGGGAAGGAAAGGAUGGAAUGUUGGAGCGAUGGUGGGAGAGUUGGAGGGAGGAAGGGAUGGAUGGAAAAAUGUUUGGAUUGAAUUGAUGAUGGAAGGAGGGAAGUUUGGAUGGAUGAAUGGAAGGAGGGAGCGAGGGAGGGAAGAAGAGUUGGAUUGAAUAGAUGGAUGGAGGGAUGGAAGAAGAGUUGGAUUGAAUGGAUGGAUGGAAGAGUGGAGGGAUGGAAUGUUGGAAGGAUGGUGGAAGGGUUGGAUUGAACAGAUAGAUGCAGGGAGGUUUGGAUGGAUGGAGAAUUGUAGAAUGGGUGGAUUGAAAAGAUGGAUGGAGGGAGGUUUGGAUGGAUGGAUGGAUUCAAUAGAUGGAGGGAGGUUUGAAUGGAUGGAUGGUUCGAUGGUGGAUUGAAUAGAUGUCUGGAUGGAGGAACGUUUGGAUGGAUGGAUGGAUUGAAUAGAUGGCUGGAGGGAUAUUUGGAUGGAUCGAUGGAUCGAUGGUGGAUUGAACAGAUGGAUGGAUGGAGGAACGUUUGGAUGGAUGGAUGGAGGGACAUUUGGAUGGAUGGAUUCAAUAGAUGGAUGGAGGGACAUUUGGAUGGAUGACUGGAUGGAUCGAUGGUGGAUUGAAUAGAUGGAUGGAUGGAGGGAGGUUUGGAUGGAUGGAUGGAUCGAUGGUGGAUUGAAUAAAUGGAUGGAUGGAGGCACAUUUGGAUGGAUGGAUUCAAUAGAUGGAUGGAGGGAGGUUUGGAUGGAUGGAUCAAUGGUGGAUUAAAUAAAUGGAUGGAUGGAGGGACAUUUGGAUGGAUGGAUGAAUUCAAUAGAUGGAUGGAGGGAGGUUUGGAUGAAUGGAUCUGUGGUGGAUUUAAUAGAUGGAUGGAUGGAGGGAGGAUUGGAUGGAUGGAUGGAUGGAGGGAGGUUUUGAGAUUAGGAUGGAUUGAAUAGAUGGAUUGAUUGAAAUUUCUUCCCCAUUUUUUACUUUAAAAAAACAUCUCCCAUUGCUCCUUGGCCAACUAGGGUUAGAGCCAGAUUGCUAUCAAUGCUGCUUUUAUUGUAAGUUUCUAGUGAUAACGAAUGUAAGUCGCUCGCAGCUAUUGUCUUUGGCAAGGCAGAGGUUAACACUCCAGUAGUGUGAUAGAGAGAGACAGAGGGCCGGUAACCACAGAAACUGUAACAUAUAGCAGCUGGUGAGAGAGUACUGCUGGGAGAACGCAAUUUAUUCAACAUGCAAGGCCAAUAAUAAUCUUUUUUUAUCUCCCAAUUAGGACACGAGCCAAUCAUUCACGUCCAUGUUUGUUCCUUGUCUCCCUGAUAUGCUGUCACGGGGGGAAAAGAAUAAAACAUAGUGUUUAGAUUUUGUUAUAAAUCCGUAUGGUGAUGUUUUUUUCUGAGUUUUUUUUCAUUUAUCAUUUGGACUUACAGCUCUAUCUCUUACCACAUCAGGUGUUCUGUUUGUAAUUUUAAGACUCCAGAGGCUUUAGCAUGUUUUUAUCUAAAUUGUGUAUUUUAAUGUGUUUAGAGUUAUGUUAAAUGCUUGCCAAGACUCCCAGAUCUGUCUGGACAGUCCUGAUUUUGAACCCCUGUUAUGGUACUUUCUCUGGUGGUCCAAUUUUAGGCUGUGAAAACACACAUUUUGUUACCCUUGUUUGAACCACAAGGGAUGGGAUUUAAAUUGUACUUGUCAUGGUACUGGACACAUUACAUUAGAUGACAAAAAACUAAAAAAAAAAUAACAUUUUGAUUUGGAAAAAAUUAUGGCCCAUCCCUCACCUGCUAAGUUAUUGUCGGCAUAAUAGCCUGUGGUACUCAUAAGUAAAUUAAAUGUACUUUAUUUACUUGUAAGUCCCGUAAACAGUGAAUUUUGGUAUAUUCAAAUGGCUGUUCUGUACACAGGAUGUCAGACCGUGUGUAGCAACUUUAUAUAUACAGUGUAGGGUUUAUCCACUAAUAUUCUUAAUAAAAGUGUUUUUUAAAAUUUUUAUUUAAAUGUAAAGGGCUACUCCAAGCACCAUAACCACUUCAAUGUUAUUAAGGUCGUGGUGAAAAGACCCUGUAUGUGCUGUAUGUGCAGUAUUUUAGUGAGAAACACUGCACAUGCUUUAAUAUUGUAUAUCAAUGCCCUCCAGUAGUUUUCAUUAGCCAGCUAACGCUCAUUUGACUCUCUCGGCCAAUGAAGGAAAGGCAGAACUGAAGAAACUGGAUAUCUAUUAGCUGAUAUUCUUGUAGGCUUGGCAACCGGUGUUCUAUCAAAAUCCCCCACCCAGUGAAAAUUGUCUUACCGAUGUGGGGCGCCUGCUCCCUACUAGAAGGGAGGUGCGGAAUCCUCACUGGGUGCCAUGUGCGUGCCCAGCAUGCACUAUGGUGCAUGUGUGCAUGCGCAGACAGAGCUGUGUGCACCUGAUGUAUACUUUGCAUGUGCGGUAUCGGGGUAGUGUUUUCCUUUAAAACAUUUUUUAUUUUUUGCACUGCAUAUGAGUAGUACAAACAGGCCUGAGCUACCCCAACAGCAAUCCUCAGGCUUUGCAAAACAUUGGAUAAGGCAUGCACAUUUUUAUGUUAUGAACAGGAGAUAUAUGGGGUAGUACAAUUCCUAGGUAGGUCUAUCCAGCUGAAAAUCAUGGUACAGGUUAGGUGCAGGCGUAUAUAGGAGACUUGCUAGAUUGGGUAACGUACACAAAGAUUAGAAUAUAAUACAAGACUGUGUUAGCGUUAAACAUGUUAGACGCACAUGGAGGGCAGUCGUCCUAAAUAGAUUGCUAAACAAUAACAUGUACAAGUAAGUUGCGGGGUAGUGUUUUCUAGUGUGCAGUAUAGGGAAGGGAAUUCUGAUGCUGCUACCGCGCAUGUUCUGGGAUUUUGAUAGAACAUCGGCAGAACUAAACCAUGUGGCAAAACGGUUUGCCCCUUAAUGGGAAUGCACUAGAGUACAGAGUACUCCUGUAGUGGUUAUGGUGCGCAGAGUAACAGUUUAAAAUGUUUUUUAAUACAAGAGGGUGAGGGGGUACUUUCCGAAUUUUCAUUGCCUUGAGAUAAAUGAGAAAUAAGCCUGGCCAUGGGGGUGGGAGACAUGAGGGCACACAUAAGUUUAGCUCCUAAAAGAUAUUUAUAGCUUGAUAAAUAAUACACUUGUUGCUUUAAGAGCUGUCAUCUGUUAAGGUGAACCUGUAUAGUGUUAACCCAGGCUUCUUGUAGCACAACUUGAUAUCAUUUUGGAGAAUUCAGGACUUACAUUUUUUUAGUCCAAACUCCAGUAAAUACAAACGGCAUUCAAAACGUUUAACUGAGACUGAAUAUAAUAGACAGGUUUACAAUGCAGACAGUUUAGAUUGACGUGCUUUCUGUUUCUGUUUAUUUUGCAGGUCCCGAACAUAUCGAGAUGUCCGAAAAGGGGUGUAUGUUCCUUACACUCAGGGAAAGUGGGAAGGGGAGUUGGGCACAGAUUUGGUGACUAUCCCACACGGCCCAAAUGUCACCGUCGUGGCGAAUAUUGCGUCUAUCACUGACUCUGACAAAUUCUUCAUCAACGGGUCCAACUGGGAGGGGAUCCUGGGACUGGCAUACUCAGAGAUUGCAAGAGUGAGAAAACUCAGUGUUGACAUUUUCUGUAAUAGUAUAAACGUCAUUUGCAUGAGAUAAUCCACUUUAAGGCUUUCUUAGUGUGAUAAGAAUCUCCUAAUCAAUGAUACAUAUUGAUCUCAAAAUUGAGACAGAAUAGAUUCGAGACCAGUGGCUAACAAGUGAUAUUUUGUUACAUGUACGAUUAGUUUCAAACAAUAUCAAUCCUGUAAUUAGCACAUUUCCUGUUAUUGUUAAAGGGGCAAGAAACUAAAAAUGUUACAUUUAUACUGCAACAUCUUACGGCAUAAUGCAGUCAAAGCAUUAUGGGAGAUUUAGUCCACAUCAGGAGUUCUGAAGGAUGCCUACUCCUGGUUUAGCACUUGAUAGGUACCACGAAAGUCUGAAAGGUCCUCUAUUUACUAAAAUGUCAGUGCUGAUUUCCUACUAGAUGUGACAAUGUAUAGAAUAAAAUGUAGAAAGUAAUCCAGGCACUCCAAAGUACAACGUUUCGACCCUCAGGUCUUUGUCAAGCUUGUACAUUGGUGCUUGGGUCCAAUAAAAUUGCCUAUUUUUGGAAGACUUUUGGAGUGCCUGGAUUACUUUCUACAUUUAAAUUCUACAUUUGGUCCUUCUUGGUACUUGGACCGGUCUGGUCAGCACCCAAGGAUUCCUGAGAGGGUUUGAGUGUGGUUCCACUACCUAUAAAUGUAUAGAAUGAAACACUUUAUUUCGAAGUUUAGCAAUAUAGUAGAUUUGUUGGAUUCUGAACAUAUUUUUGAAAUAUAGGUGGUAAAAGGAGAAAUGUUUAUUUGUUUAUUUUUUUAUUGUCUUUUUAAUAUUGUUAAAUUUACUGGUGGUUUAAUCAAUCUCACACGUAGACAUUAGACACACCAGGUUUUCUUUCUUAUUUUGCAUGUUUAACCCCUUAAGGACACAUGACGGAAAUAUUCCACCAUGAUUCCCUUUUAUUCCAGAAGGUGUGUCCUUAAGGAGUUAAUGGUGUCAAUAGAGUAAUCUGUAAAUAGACCUACAGACUGUGACACUGGAAAACCGAACAUCUGUUCCCUGAAUAAUUAACAUCUACCUUCAUUCCUGAUCAUUUCCUUUAUCCAUGACUUUCUUUUUUAUUUUUUCUCUUUUUUUUUUUUCUGCACAUAUAGCAGUACAAGUUCGCCUUGCCACAACAGCAUUGGCAUGCGUAAGAAUUACAUAUAAUCGAGAACGGUGUGGCUUCCAGGAUACACAUUUAUUGAAAUUUUUGUAGGACGCUAUGCAUUAGUUAUAGUCAGAAGAAAAACUAGAAGGCAUGUGUUAGACGUAACGUCUGACUGUGUUUGUGUUAUAACAUGAGGUGUAAGAGACAGGCGAGUAAUUAAGUAGAAUUCUGUGUAACAUGCUAGAUAGUGAGAGGACAGGCUGCAUCGAAAUAGCAUGAGAGUGUGUCAUAGAUCAUUUGCAGGACAGCACUGUUAGCCUAAAAGAAACAUAGCUAUAAAACAUGAAAGAAAAUAAAGGAGCUACAAAUAUAACAAGAGUUAGUGACCACUGGAUUGCCUGGUAAUACAUGACUGUCAACAUAUUAAGUAGGUACUGCUAGCACUGCGUGCGUACUGUGAGCGUUUCUGAGGGCUGCUUAGCUGAUGCCGAGAGGUGGGAGGCUGCAGACGCAUAAUAGUAAGAGUUCAUCUAGCCUCGUGUAGGGGCUCCGCCAUUGAUGGUUGCCGAUGGGCUCUUGUGUCUUCCUGCCAGGGCUUUGGUAGGUACCAUCACCCGGCUCAGGGCUUCUGGGUCUUUUCGGUGAACAUGGCCGACCUCUCUGAGCGGGAACCCUUCUCCAGCGCGACUUGCGCGCAUAGUUGCGGCCCCAUCCAGAGUGCUUUGCUUUGUAGCUGCUGCAGAGUGGCUUGUUAGAAUGUCGGAGUUGAUGCAUAGGCCGCAGGCCCCGUGUCUCCCUCUUCCCUUUCAAGACUUUGCAUUAUGUGCACUUUGGAUGCUUCAUCGCGUCUUUUCUUGUGACAGGCCUGGGCUAGACCUGGUGAGGCAUUUGCUUGUCUGCUUGCUAUUUUGGCCCAGAAUCGGGCACAAAUUCUGUCGAAUGCGUGCAUCCAUGGGUCUACACCCAGAGGCUUCUGUUGGUAGGCUUGUGUCGGAGCACCCCUUAUAGAGGCAGCCAUCUUGCCUAGUAGGCAGCAGUCUCCGGCGUGCGGAUAAUUUAUAAAUUCCACAAGAGUAAGUAAGGGGGCUCACCAGUAGGGACCGAGAUAACCCCCACCGGUCGGGGGGGUAGCAUUAUUUCGGUGUCUCACAGAAAGCUGAAGAGCGAGGAGAGCGGCCGCCUCUCCCUGACUCUGUCACAAGCAGGCCUCAAAUCAUCGUGUCAGGCUAUCGGUGUCAGAAAGUUGCUUGUGAGGUAUCGUGAGGACCGCUCGGUUUGUCAGUGCCAAAUGUGAGAGCCAACACAGCAUGCGUCUGGUCCGCUCAGGAAUGUCAGGCUCCGCCCCCUUGUCCAUAUCGUUCUUCUGUCGACUAUGUACUCAAAUGUAUGUCGAUAUGUGCAGUUCUCAACCAUUACAGUUGUUUGUCUGUGUUUUAUUUGUUUUUUGUUUUAUUUGUCUGUGUUUUAUAUUUUCCAUUCCCUUGUCUUUGUUCUCACAUUUCUUAUUUUUUUUUAGUAAAUUGAGGAUUGUGGAGAAUUGACAAGGGAAACACAAAAAUAUACUAAAGUAACAGAAAUUUAAUAAUUCUCAAACUCCACUCAGGGUGAUUCUCUCAACUGUGAAUUGUCGGAAAUGAAAAUUAGAUUUUUUUUGUCCGGCGUUGAUACAUUGGAUACAUUCUCCAAGUCACCUAUGUUAUCAGUUUGGUUAUUUAUGUUAAUUUGAACUUAAUUUAUAGUUACUUUUUUAUAUAUGCUAUUUUGACCUAUUCUUUUGUCGAUUCCCCACAUUUGCAGUUUAGCAAAUAAACCAAUCUGCCUGUUCCUUGGAACUUACUCAUUUCUGUUAUCUGUACCCAGCCUGAUGACUCGCUAGAACCGUUCUUCGAUUCACUUGUAAAGCAGACUCGAGUCCACAACAUCUUCUCACUGCAGUUGUGUGGAGCGGGGUUUCCCAUUAAUGAAAGCAACAUGACUGCCUCUGUCGGGGGUAGCAUGGUAAGUGCGUAAGCUGCAAGCUUUACCUCUUGGCAGAUAUAUAUUUACAGAGACGUAAUCCAAAUGGCACUUUUAUAAAGUAACCUGGUUAUACCCCUCUGGCUGUCAAUCAGACAACAGGUCCUGUUACUUCCUGGUUUGGCUAGCUCAGUGGAGCUACACUAAAGAGGUAACAAUUGCCCAGAGCACCUGCCUUGCAGAGACGUCUCAUUAAAUUACAUUGGACUGUCUGUGAUUGGACAGCCACAGAAAGUCUGGGCGGGGUUAGAAGGGGAGGGCUUACAAAGGCUACAGAGAAGAGAUCUACAGAUUUUGCAAGCUAUUUUUAGGUUUACACCCAAUGAAAAAAUAAUUAAAUAUAUGUAUGUUUUCAUUGGGGGUUUAUCUACUAAACUUUGUUUUUUGUUUGGUUUUUAAAAUAAUCAUCAGUCACAUUUUUCUUGCCACUAGGUGGCAGUAUCAUAACAUAUUACUGAAAUUCUAAUUGAAUUUGACAAAACAUUAGCUUGAUUAAUAUGGAGACUGACACUUUAUUGGAGUUUACACUAUUGAAUAAAACAAAAAUCACAUCUAACUUGUUUUAACUUUUUUUUUUUUUUCAAGUGAUACUCUUUAUACUUUAAGAUUUAUAUUGAGAUUUAAAAUAUUUAGAUUUAGCAAGCCAGUCCAGUUAGAAAUUGAAAUGUAGAGACAAAAUAUAAACAUUGUUUCCUUUCUUCUCUUCUCUGUAUGCUUUUUGUGUGGUGACUGCUUAGCGCAAAUGACAGCGUUCAUAACAAUACAGAUUAAAGAACAGUACAUGCACAGACAUACAUUUCUAACUUCUAUCAGGCUACUUAGAAUCACCUAUUUAAGAAAAUAAAUAUGGGAAUUCAGUUCCACCAUAAGGCCAUAUUGUGUUAAGCCCUCCACUACUUCACAGUACCCCAAUAUGGGUGGGUCCUAUACUAAUUCCAAUGUGGGAGACAAAUUGAAUAGUGCUAGUGCUAAAUAAGUGUAUUAAAAAAAUCUGUUGUAAGAGCAUUGUGAAUAUAUAUAAUGCAAUCUUAGUGUGAUAAACACAAUUUAAAAAAAAUGCUGUGUCAAAACUAAACAAUUAAAGUUAUACAUCACAUUACUAUCCAAAAAUCAUCUCAAAUUUAUAUCUCCCUGUGGUCACCUCCAAAGGGGUCUCUGAAGCUGGGGUCCUGGUGGGGUGCAUAUUCCGGGUGUGCACCCAAUUCAUUUUUGUCUUUUUUAAUACAAAGUAUAUAAAUACCAUUUAGUGCUGAAUAUUGUAUUCUUAUACUACAUGAUCUGCCAGCUAUUUUGUUUGUGUGUACUGUUCAUACUGUGUGUAAGAGGAUGUCUUACUCUGUCUGUACUGUUCAUACUGUGUAAGAGGAUGCCUUGCUCUGUCUGUACUGUUCAUUCUGUGUAUAAGAGGAUGCCUUACUCUGUCUGUACGGUUCAUACUGUGUAAGAGGAUGCCUUGCUCUGUCUGUACUGUUCAUACUGUGUGUAAGAGGAUGCCUUACUCUGUCUGUACUGUUCAUACUGUGUAAGAGGAUGCCUUACUCUGUCUGUACGGUUCAUACUGUGUAAGAGGAUGCCUUACUCUGUCUGUACUGUUCAUACUGUGUGUAAGAGGAUGCCUUACUCUGUCUGUAUUGUUCAUACUGUGUAAGAGGAUGCCUUGCUCUGUCUGUACUGUUCAUACUGUGUGUAAGAGGAUGCCUUACUCUGUCUGUACUGUUCAUACUGUGUGUAAGAGGAUGCCUUACUCUGUCUGUAUUGUUCAUACUGUGUAAGAGGAUGCCUUGCUCUGUCUGUACUGUUCGUACUGUGUGUAAGAGGAUGCCUUACUCUGUUUGUACUGUUCAUACUGUGUAAGAGGAUGCCUUACUCUGUCUGUACUGUUCAUUCUGUGUAAGAGGAUGUCUUACUCUGUCUGUACUGUUCAUUCUGUGUAUAAGAGGAUGCCUUGCUCUGUCUGUACUGUUCAUUCUGUGUAUAAGAGGAUGCCUUGCUCUGUCUGUACUGUUCAUUCUGUGUAUAAGAGGAUGCCUUACUCUGUCUGUACUGUUCAUACUGUGUAAGAGGAUGCCUUGCUCUGUCUGUACUGUUCAUACUGUGUGUAAGAUGAUGCCUUUCUCUGUUUGUAUUGUCACUGUUCACAUUACGUGUUCAAAAUACUACCUUAAUACAGUAUGUUAUCACUGUUUAUACGUCAACGUUCAUACUUUAUUGAAAAAAGUCCCAUUUCUAUGUAAAUAUCUAAAAUGACAUUGACACACCCAGAAUGUUCACAUGUGCUGCUCUCUACAGGUAAUCGGUGGGAUUGACAGCUCACUGUACACGGGCAGUAUCUGGUACACACCAAUCAGAAAGGAGUGGUACUAUGAGGUCAUCAUUGUAAAAAUUGAGAUCAAUGGACAGGAUCUUAGCAUGGACUGUAAGGAGGUGAGAUAGAACGUGAUCACCAUAAGUUAUAAUUGACGUAGUAUGACAAACAGUUUAAUGGGAAUGCUACAAAAUGUGAUACUACAUGUAUUAGUCAUAUAUUCAGUUUUCCAGAUUCGCCAUGUUUUUCUUGACCCAUGUUUUAUUCCGUGGGCUGUUGGUCAGCAUAGGAAAAGUGUUGGCGUUUAUUUUGUAGAAUUCAUAAACCGCAGAGGGGAAGUAAAUUACCUAAUCCAGGAGAGAUCAUGGAGCUUAGUUCUUAGAUAGGUCAAUUGAUUUCCCUCAUGCAGCUCAGAAAAUCAACAAACCACAGGGAAACACUUUUCAUGUACUGCACAUCAGCAUACCUGGCAAGUGGCAACCCUGUUAUAGAUACAAAGAUCAUAUACUGGAUUGAAAGCGGAUUCCUGUCGGUGACACACUCACAAAAGCUACACAGACAGGGACUGAUCAAAGCAUUUUUAAGCAUAGCAUCCUUGUAAAUCACAACUCCAGUUGUCAAUGGCAGGUUUACUUGCUAUAUUAUAUUUUAGACAAUAUUUGACGUCUCACUACGUCACAACCAGCACGCCAUAUUCAAGAGCAAUUGAUUAUUUUAGGAUACAUGAAUCUACUGUUGUUGGGCAGUAGAUAACUUGUGUUAAAACGAUAGGUGUGUGGAUCUGUUCUGCAAAUCUUUUGAUGGUUGACCUUUAAAAAUCCCAUGUGUUAAUGCAAUACAUCGUAGUAAAAUAUUCUUUACGUGUUUUGUUGGAAUUGUAUAGCUGCAGCUUCAGUUCUAGUAGAUUCCAAAUACUUGUUCUGCAGAAGCAGAAACCUAGUUAAGAAAACAGUUUUUUUCUUUGAAGCUACUGUUCCAUGUCAAAAUAAUGAGAGUGCGUCAACAGGCUAAGCCAACAAAAGCAAGCUGGUCUGUUUGGACAUUGUUUCGUCAAUAGUUAAAUGCGAGACUUUAAUUUCUUUGAAAAUGUUCCACGUUCCCUCACUGCUGUAAACAUGAUUGAACUCCAACUAAAAUGUAUUUGGGUCUCCAAAAUAUGAUUGGGGAACUAGAUACAGUCCCUAAUGUGAUAAUUAGUUAUAAACCAGUCAUUACAAUAGCAGCGUUAAAGACUUUUAAAUAAAAUGGUUCUAGAGGGGAAAAAAAUACAAUUAUCCCAAAAGUGAGUUACUCAUGCAACAUACUUUGAGCAUUUGAAUCCAUCCUUCCAACAUGCUAGGGGUUUCAUAUUUGCUAUGUUUUCUCAAACACAUGAUUUCUACUUGUUGAUGAAGUUUUUUAGGAAGGUAAUUGAAACAUUAAAGGAAUUCUCUAGUGCCAGGAAAACAAACCCUUUUUCCUGGCACUGCAGAACCCUGCAGUGCCCCUCUCCCUCCUGCCCUCCAUACCACGUCGCUGAAGGGGGUAAAACCCCUUCAGACCCUUACCUGAAUCCAGCGCUGAUGUCCCUCGGCACUGGGUCAGGCACCGCCCACGCUCCUCCUCCUGCCGUCAGCCAGCGGGAGAGACCUAAUGUGCAUGCGUGGCAAUGGCGCAUAAGGAUCUCCUGAUAGGAAAGCAUUAUUCAAUGUUUUACUAUGGGGAUUCCGGCGACGCUGGAGGUCCUCAUGCAUAGCGUGAGGACGUCCAGCGUUGUGUAGACCAAAAGUCGUCUAAGAAUCUGACAGACAGCCACUAGAGGGGGUCUUAACCCUGCAAGGUGAUUAUUGGAGCUUAUAAAAAAAAAAAAUUCAAUAAUUACACUUGCAGGGUUAAGAGAGAUGGGAGUUGGCACCCAGACCACGUCAAUGAGCUGAAGUGGUCUGGGUGCCUACAGUUUCCCUUUAAAUCAAACCGGAGUACCAAAUAAAACUGCCUUGAUUGGUUAAAUGACUUCCACAUACAGCGCAUGAAUUUCAUAUACUGCAGCAUGGACUGCCCAACAGAGAAAAUACAGAUUCUUGUCCAGACAAACAUGGCGACCCUACCCCCGCCCAGCAUGCCAUUUACAUUAUGUACUACUGUAUUUAUGUUUUUAUGCAAAACUAUAGCCAGACACAAUGUAACUUUACUAGAAUUCAGAGCCUGGAAUGUUAAUGCUGUUUCUGUGGGUGGUAAUAUUGUUUGUGUCUGUUGACAUAGAGAUACCUAUGAAUAUUUUAAUGUAAGGAGAUUUGUUGUGUCGGAGAACAAUAGUGCUUGCAGAAUGUAAUAGUCAAUUUGGAAGAUUAAUAUCAGAAGUAAAAAGAAAAAUAAACACGUGGUGACAUAAUACAUUAGGUUUAAACCCAAACACCCAUCUAAUGUCUCUUUAUUCACAGACAGACAUGUUUUUGUCCUUUUAUUUUUAAUGGACUGGUCUUCUACUAGCUUAAAUAACUUGUUGAGAAGUAACAGACGAUGAGAGGAGCAGAUCCUGUCUUAGAGAAGGUGAAAUUGGCUGUGAUGGAGAAGUGAAUUGUACAAAAAAAUAAUAAAACUAGAUGUGUGGUAUUUAUUACUAGACACAGAGAUAUCUCCUUACAAGAGGGAAAUAGGUUCUAGUAAAGCAAAUAAUCACUGUAGAACAUUUUGACACCAUUCUAGACAAUCGGAUACCAGAGGCCAAAUAAAGAAUCGGUCCCAAAGAAAACUGAUGAAGAGUUAAAUGAAGAGCUAUGGGCUGCUGGUUGUCUUAACUACAUCGAUUUAUGCUGUAUUUUGUUAUUAUUGAGGAAUGUCAUUUUUUUACCCCCGUCUCAUUUUUCAUUCUCAUUUUUCUGUUCAGUAUAAUUAUGAUAAGAGCAUUGUUGACAGUGGUACGACCAACCUCCGCCUGCCGAAGAGAGUGUUUGAAGCUGCUGUGAAAUCAAUUAAAGCCGCAUCGUCAGUAAGUAAGACCACCCAAGAGGAAGGGGAAAAAACUGUCUGGUGUAAUCGGGAAUCUCAAAUGACUGGUUUAUAAUUCUUUAAGGAACAGUCCUUUCUGCCACUUCCUGCCAGAAGCUCUCGGUUCUGAGCUAAGCUGGUAGUGUAGGACUUAGAUCCCCACCUGAUCACAAUCAAGAGAGCCCAGCAGACCCCAGACAAGUAAUCAAACCGUCAACAAAAUUACACUAUUACAUUAAGUAUAUUAUUUAUAAAUGUGUUCUGAUUUUGUUGUAAUAUGGUAGCACUGUUUAAAAUAUUUUUUAUUACAUAGUUACAUAGUAUUCUAAGUGGCGGAAAAAGAGUCCAUCAAGUUCAACCAUGAUGGACUUGAUUCUCUUACAUAUAUAGCAUAUAAUACUGCCUUUUGAAAAAAAGAAAUUGUAUUAUAUUUGUGAAUGGGGUUUUCUGGGUCUCCUUAUUAUGAAGACAUCAUGUUUGUUGUGGUGCGCUGCAUUUUGUGCAUCAAUGUCUAUAAAAAAAUAAUAGUAUUUUAUUUUUGCAAGAGUUCAGCUUUGUCUGUGGUGGUUAAGGGAAAAAUGUGACUGAGUGAUUGGGAAAGAUUUUUAUCCAUUUGGAACAAAAUUGGAUAGUUUUCCUUUCCUUCUCUCCACAGACGGAGAAAUUUCCAGAUGGGUUCUGGCUGGGAGAGCAGUUGGUUUGCUGGCAAGAGGGGACAACCCCAUGGCAUAUAUUUCCUUUCAUCUCCCUUUAUCUAAUGGGCGAGACCAACAACCAGUCUUUCAGGAUCACCAUCCUACCACAGGUUGGCCUACUGAUCUUGUGUGUCCCUGAAGGUACUGUAUUCUCAGUACUGAUGUGGAAGUUUUUGAGUGUCACAAACCUUUUGUUUUCACUGCAUUUUUCCUACCCCAUAUUCUCCAUUCACGUUCUAUCACUCAUCCACUUUCUCUCCUCCUCACCUCUGAGGCAGUAAACAGAGAUGUGUUUUCUAUAUCUCUUUCUCACCAGCAAUACUUGCGUCCCGUGGAGGACAUCGCAACAUCUCAAGAUGACUGCUACAAAUUUGCAAUAUCACAAUCCUCUACGGGCACAGUUAUGGGAGCCGUUAUCAUGGAGGGAUUCUAUGUUGUCUUCGACCGCGCUCAUAGACGGAUUGGGUUUGCAGUCAGCACUUGUCAUGGUGAGAAUCCCACCACUCUUGUCUCAAUCAGAUUUGUAACAGAAAGCAGAGACUGUUAAUAUUUAUAAUUCUGUCUUAGAUCAUUAACAUCAGACAUCUUUACAGCAUCAGUACCGUGUGUAACAAUAUGUACUAGAUGUCCAAAUCUAAAGCCAAAUCGAUUUGUCUGGGAUUUACUCCAUAUAACAUUCCACAGAUGAAUUCUGAGCGAAUCGAUUUGUUGACGUGUGGAUUAAACAAAUUUUGAUUCAGAAGAACCAGAAACGAAUUUUUGCAUAAGUCUCCUAUGUACUCCACUCCUUUGCUGAUAAGCGAGAACCUCAUGCAUAUAGUUGCACCCUACGUGAUACCUCCCAGAUUCCCAUAAUUCAAAGCAUAAGAUUAUGAACAGUGCUUUAAUAAAGUACUUUUUCUAGCAAUAUUUUUUAUCAAUACAUUUCUUUUUUAUUUCUUUUUUAAAAUUUUUUAUUUUUGCCAUGACGGUCAUCAGCAAACAUAUCAGUUACAUUCAAGUGAGCCAAUACACAACAAAAAUAUGCAGUCAAAAUGAGUGUCGCAAUACAAAAAUGUAUGCCACCAUAUCUUCAAAUACAAAUUUUGAGGACAUUGGUAGCUGUACGUAGUGCAUGAGCCCUGGGACGUGAGAUGAUCCAUCUGGGUUUUUUAAUGUAAUAUACAGAAACAUUAGCAACAGAAAAGGAAGUAUAUAACUUGGUGCCCAGCUUAAUAACACCAAUGAUUAGCGAAAAGACAAGGGCAUUAACGUCCCCUUCCCCAGCGACAUCAAUUCCUUUUAUCCUGCCGGUGGGAAUACGAGAAAAUCAUAAACCGACCUCAAUUAAGGCCCCACCCAAAAGAUGGUUGGCACCACACAAGGAAAGCAUAGGGAGAUAGAAAGAAUGAAGGAAAAGGAGAGAGAAGUAAGAGGAAGAUGAAGGGAGCCGCGUGGGUGAGGGGAGGCAAGGAAGGCAAAGAGGAAUUAACUUCAGAGAGUGAUCUAUUUUAGGGAAUAUCCCCCGGUGGGAUCCUUAAAGUCCCCCUAGCAGGGUGAUCAAUACAUUUCUAAGCAAUGGCUCCAGAACAGUGAAUUGAUUCAGUGGUCAGCUCUUUAAAUGAACACUCCAAGCACCAUAACCUCUACUGUUCAUAUUAAAGAGAUACUGUAGUCGCUAUAACCAUUUCAUCUCUUUUAAUUAGUUAUAGUGCCUGGAGUCCUCUGGUACUGUCCCUCCAUUCAGUGUUAAACCAUGUUUGAGCAGAUUAACACUAAAUAAGGGGCCAUGGCCACCCACAGCCGGCCCCUUGUGGAGGUGUGGCUAAUGCAGAGAUCACACACUUCCUUGUUGUCAUACCCAUUCAUACUGUCAGUUGGAGCUUUGAUAGGCUAAAAGCAGUCAGCUGACACUCUUAGCCAAUCACAGCUGCCCAUUGCUGCUCUUGCUAAUACUUCCUCAUUAGCCAAAGCAGUACAGAAGGGAUGGACUGCCGGGGACUAUCGUUUAGCAUUAAAACUUAAAGAACUGGUUAAUGCUGAAUGAACUGACACUACCAUGAGACCCCAGACACUAUGACCAGUUUAAUAAGAUGAAGCUGACAUAGUGCCUCGAGUGUCCCUUUAAGAAUGGGUCCUGGCAGGUGCCAGCAGCAAUGUCCCCAAAAGCUGGAAGUGUCGGCUGAGCAUUGACUGCCUCCUUGCUCUGCUGGACUUAGUUCAGUGGUUGAGUUUCCACCUGCAGAGGAGGCAAUGGUUGGUGUCUGGCAUGUCCCAGAUAAGUUUUCAAACCGAUCUUGAAUGGUUUGACUUCCUUGAGUAAAUGUUUGGAUUUCUAAGUGACAAAAUCGCUGAAUUGGAAAAAUUAUCUACAUCAGCUAUGUUUAAGGUUUGCCUAUUUUAGACUAAAAUUUCAAAUUCACUUAGAAUUUCCCACAGUUCACAGUGAAUAACCCUGAUUGGGUGCCUCUAAGAAGUAUGUGAGAAUGAUCUCUAAUCAAGGAUACUCAUCUGUUUUCAUAAUUCAGAUUUUUAUUAGUUAAAAUGUAAACCGCAAUGUUAUGCCCACAUCUCUCCCACUCAUUGAUGUAUUUUAUUUCACAAACACAGAACACAAGUAUGAGAAUAUUCCUUUAGCACAGCCAGUACAAUGAUCAUUUUAAAGGCACGCAGAAUUAAUUGAUUUUACUUUAAAGGAUCAUUAUAGGGUCAGGAACACAAACAUGUAUUCCUGACCCUAUAGUGUUAACACCACCAUCUAGCCCCCCUGGGCCCCUCAUGCCUCCAUAAAUAUAGUAAAAAAUCUUACUGUAUUCAAGCCAGAAGCUGUAAAUCCGCAUGCUGUUAGACUCAGAAAAACAAGCAGUCUGCUGACAUGUGGUAGCCUGAUCCAAUCACAGUGCUUCCCCAUAGGAUUGGCUGAGACUGACAAAUAGGCAGAUCAGGGGCAGAGCCAGCAUGAUUCAAACACAGCCCUGGCCAAUCAGCAUCUCCUCAUAGAGAUGAUUUGAAUCAAUGAAUCUCUAUGAGGAAAGUUCAGUACCUACAUGCAGAGGGAGGAGAUACUGAAUCACAGGAUGCUGUGCACAGUGCUGCCCUGUGCUCUGCUGACAGUAGAUCUGAGUGGAUGGAGGAGUUUUAUGCCUCAAUCAACUCGGAAGUCCCUCUGGUGGCAUUCUGAGUGAUUGCAACUGGAGGUGUUCCUAGCUUUCAAUGUAAACACUGUAUUUUCUCAUUAAGCUGAAGUUGUUCAGGUGACUAUAGUGUCCCUUUAAGAGCAAACACUUAAAGGUACUCAGACCAUUAAAUCUCAAUGAAAUGGUCUGUGUUCUAGGAUACUUUAGUUUUAACCGUGCAAUGUAAAGCAUUGUUUUUUUAGUAGAUAUAGAAGUGCUUACAUUGCUGGGUUAAAUAUGCUUCAGUGGCCGUCUACCUGACAUCCACUAGAGGCACUUUCGCUGUGAAAACCAAGUAAAACUCACGGCUGACCUCCAAUAGGGGUGCAGCACCUCUGCGCAUGCAUUUCUUUCUUCCCCAAAGCUUCUCAAUAAAGGAGCAUUGGAUUGGACUUUAAAGGCGUCAGCACGAUGUCAUGGUUGGCAUAUCGAACAGCUGCAGAGACUUGAUCUUAUUGCUGGGAAAAAAAGAUAAAUUUGUAUUCCCAAAUAUAGUGUUCCUUUAACAAAACAAUUCCCCCAGAUCACAUAUCUAAACUUAAACAAUGUUAUAUUUCCAAAAUUGAAUUUUGUACAUUUUUAUGAUUUCCUGUUUUUACAGUGCAAGAUGAUUUCCGUGCCCCGUCUGUGGAUGGCCCAUUUUACACUCUAGAUCCAGAGGACUGCGGUUACAAUACCCCACAGUUGGAUGAGUCUGCUCUUAUGACCACAGCAUACGUAAUGGCAGGAGUCUGUGCCCUCUUCAUGCUACCCCUCUGCCUCAUGCUGUUCCAGUGGCGCUGCUUUCGCUGUCUAAGACGAGGAAAGGACGAUCUCGAUGAUAUUUCCCUACUUAAGUGAGAGAAUUGUGCUCUUCCUCCCAAGCCCCCCAAAUUGGAGUCACCCACGUUAUAGUUUGUUCUCAGAAUCUGUUCAAGGAGAUUCGGGCAACAUUGCUCUGACGACUUCUCCACAAGACUCCAAAAUCAGGAGGCCAUAAGAAACCAAUGGGUACAAGGAACCCUUCGAAACAUGGUGGUUUAUAUAUUAGCCUUACAGUGACCAAGCAAACAAAUGGAACUGGAAUACUGAACUAAAGACUAACACCACAGAGCUUUUAAAACACAAAGCCAUAUUGAGGAAAAAUAGGACGUGUAGUUUGGGGUUUAGUUUUAAGGAUGACAGUACUGAGAGGUGUUUACUUUGAGCUUUUACUAAUGAACCGACCGAUCCAGCAAGAAUGGAACUUUUUUUAGAUGUAUUCUAAUAAUGGAGAAUAAUGAAUGUUAAAAAAGAGAGAGGAUGGGAAAGUGCUUGUUUGCGACCAGUAUCUUGGGUGUAGCUGUGAUUACCAAAAAAAAAUUGGUGCAUCUCUGGGUAUAGAUCUGAUAUUCUGCUCCAAAAACAAGAUGACGGUAUAAAGCUUGUAUACAGCAGUAUGCUACGUUCCCACAAGUGAUAAAGAGUUACUAAUUAGUGCCCAUCUAAGCAGAAUUACUUGCGUUAGUCCCAGUAGGGCUGCAAAUGAUUAUGGACCAAAAAAGCUGCUUUUAACAAGGUAUAUGUUAAGUACAGACUGAUGUUUACAGCUAUGGGUUAAAAUGAAAUUAAUUAAACGCAACUAAAAAGAAGCCGCACCAGUUAUAUAAUUUCCUGCACAGUGCAAACCGUAGUCACAGGACCUAGAACACAAAAGGACUGACAAGGGGAAUACAGGGUAUGAGUACUAAUGAUGAGAUAUUCAUAUAAUGACCUUAGAACUUAAUAGCCAGUAAAAACUUCAAAAUAAUGGUAUUGGUACUUGGGGUCCUAGUUUUGGGAAAAUCAUACAUCAGCAGCUGCGUAUUGAAUAAUUGAAAAAUGCAGCAGUCAGAGCCCAUGCUCAAUUCCUACAACUUCCAUUGAAAUCAGAGUCUAACCUGUAAGCCUUUAACACUACUGUUUCAAAGUUCUGGGCAAUCAGCAGACAAAUACUACUGGUUUACAUAGUCACUGCACCACGAUUAGACUUACGCUGCAUUAUUGUUUUGUAUAAAUAAUCCACAAUUCAUAGUACGGUUCUGAAGAUAAAUUGAACACGAGGAAAAUCUAGAAAACGGAAAAUAAUUUAAAGAAACAAUACACCAUCUCUAGUACAACUUUUUUUGUUGUGGUUAUGUUGCAAGCAGUUUGUUGCAGUCCACCUCCUUUUGUUUGUUAAAGUUUCUUUAGCAAAUUUGGAUACAAUUACACAAAUAAUGUGAAAGUGAAGUUUAUGUAUAUUAUCUCAGUGCCGGAAGAGGGCUCAGUUUUGGGUGCCGAGAUAGCCCUGGUUUUUCUCAAGCCACUUGAAAACAGAAGGACUGCCCUGUGCUUAGAGUGGCCCUUUAAGAAAUGUAUCCUUUGUAUUACACUUGGAAAAAAAAGACAAUUCCUAAGCAUUGGCAGGAACUGUUUUCUAUACUCAGUGUUUGAGGAAACAGAAUGGCACUAAUGAAGGUACCUUGUAUUUGGAUGGAUGGGGGUGAUUAAAUACUUCAUAAUCUAACUGUUUAACAUAUUACAAAGGUUUAAUUUUUCAGUGCCGUAUCACUGACUGAAAAUCCAAGUUUCAUAUUUGGUCUGUUCUUUGUUUUAAAGGACAGUAUAAUCAUUGUGUGGCAGUUCUACAAGUAGGGGUGUAGUAGAAAUGAUUGCAGUGGGUUAAAGGGACACUAAGGGCACCAAUACUACUUUAAUGUAUUUGACAGGUUUUUGCUUCAUUUAUAUGUUGUAUAUUUUUCAUGCACAAAUCUUUAUAGUUUUUUGCAUAAAAUAUAUGUUUUGCAGAAUGCUGCACCAUCAGUCUACAUGUUCACACCCCUUACGCUAGGAAUAGACUACCUAACCAAAUAUAUGUACACAGCUCAGCCAGUGACAGCAGUGAAUGAUCUGAACAACAAAACCUGCAUUAGAAGGAAGACACAGAAGGAGACAUAUAGCAAGUAUAUCACUACUUGUUUGCAGUUUCUCUGACUGUCUGCAGCGAGAUUGUGAAUUGAAAACAGCUCACAUACGUUUGAUAAGGAUGUUUUUUCUGGCAUGAGCGAACGUGGCCAAGGAGGCAGGCUUGUGGUGUAGAAUUCUGCAAAACAUUUAUUUAUUUUGUGAAAGAUUUGAGCAUGCAAAAAAAAAAAAAAUCUAUUAAAUGCAUAAAAGCUGUAUUGGUGUCCCUUUAAGUUCUCUUUGAGACACAAAUGAUUAUGGCUUUAUUACUAAUAAAUACAGUUUGUUUGUUCCUUUAAGAAGAAAUGUUUACCCAUUCUUGCUCACACCCUCAUUUAUAAAAUGAUGUAUUUUAAAAGGCAUGGAGGGCACAAAAACUGCCUUUAAAUAUUGCACAGAUGGAAAUAUUACAGGAAAACAGUUGCAAGUUGGAUCUGUGAUAAGAAAGAAAUCACAGAGGGUUUAUUAAACUGUAAAGCAAUAUAAACUGGUUAGCAACACUUAAAUCUGAAACAUUAUAUUUUACAAAACAUUUUCAAUGUGUCCAGUAUAUACAGAUAAUUCCAUUCUGCAGUGCUGCUGGAGCAUUAGACCGAUGUGUCACGCAAACGUCAAUGACUUCUGCACUCUUUAUCGCUGAUGAUUAUUCUGGCUUGGACAGAAGGGACAGCAAUCCGUUUGAUUUAUACUGGACCAGAAUUGAAUGCACUUUAGAGA
Molecule: messenger RNA, 33138 nt
Organism: Pelobates cultripes (western spadefoot toad)
Lineage: Eukaryota; Metazoa; Chordata; Amphibia; Anura; Pelobatidae
Source: the annotation of a GenBank genome assembly